Triticum dicoccoides is the source of this 714-nucleotide messenger RNA. RefSeq lists its product as uncharacterized. The transcript has a single exon. NCBI's taxonomy places the organism in Eukaryota, Viridiplantae, Streptophyta, Magnoliopsida, Poales, Poaceae. The record is from RefSeq and is a predicted model, not a curated record. The coding region runs from base 60 to 551 and encodes 163 amino acids.
CCUCUCUCCUUCCUCGACUCCUACUGUCCUACAGUCCUAGCACCAACAGCUAGCCAGCCAUGGCGAUGAAUUCCACCGAGCCCCUGGCCCUCCUGCUGCUGGUGGCGCUGUCCGCGACGACGGCCAUGACCGCCGCCGGACAAGGCUCCUGCAACGGCCACAAGGUGACGGUGCAGAACCUGUGCGGCCACGACCUGACCCUGGGCAUCGAGGCGCGCUCCAACAGCAAGGCGCUCUUCCCCAACGGGUAUCUGCUCCCCAGCGGGAAGCACGAGUCGUUCGACGUGUGCGCGUGGGCGGGGAGCGUGUCGGCGCAGGGCGCAGCCAUGGCCGAGUUCCACAUGGACCACGAGGGCGGGGCGUACUACGAGGUGAGCACCGACCAGGCGAGCAUGCCCGUCCGUGUCUCCAUCACCCCGCACGGCAGCCCGCUGCAGGGCCACUGCCCCACUGCUGGGUGCGACACCGGCAACCACUGCUUCGAGCACUCUGUCCCCGGCGGCAACUGCCACGGCGUCACCGAGAUCAACAUCGUCUACUACAACCCAUAGGUCCAUGUCCAUCGACCGCCUACCUACCUGCUUGCUGCAUCGUCAGUGGCGUUGCAGCUGCAGCUAUUGCCGACUAAUCUUAUUGUGUGUUCCGACGAGGAUGUACCGUUGUCAGUCGUGUACUAUCGGACUUGCAGUUUAAAUACAACAGUAUUUUGUGGUA